Molecule: messenger RNA, 396 nt
Organism: Homalodisca vitripennis (glassy-winged sharpshooter)
Lineage: Eukaryota; Metazoa; Arthropoda; Insecta; Hemiptera; Cicadellidae
Exons: 1
Coding region: 1-396 (131 amino acids)
Source: RefSeq, a predicted model, not a curated record
AUGGGAGAUGUGACAAUCCGGUGCUCGAACGAGACAAAAUAUCUAGGAGUAGUAGUGGGAAGCAGGAUGAAGUUUGCAGGGCAUUAUGACCAGGUGAUCGACAAGUCUAUGAAAGCCUUUGGAAAAUUGAAAGGACUGGCAAAAAAAAUCAUGGGAAUGAAGUGUGAAAACUUAAGGAGACUGUACAUCGGAGCGCUGGAGCCCAUGGUCCUGUACGGCUGUGAAAUGUGGGGGCAAAGAAUGAGAGGACGAGGAGAGAGGUCGAAGCUGAUGAGCCUGCAGAGGAAGAUGCUAUUAGGAGUGAUCAAGGGUUACAGCACAAUAUCCCACGAAGCUGUGAGAGUGAUUGCCGGAGUGAUCCCGCUAGACCUGAUGGUAGAAGAAAGAAUCAAGUGA